This is a messenger RNA of Coffea eugenioides, 771 nucleotides long. RefSeq names its product coiled-coil domain-containing protein 124-like. NCBI's taxonomy places the organism in Eukaryota, Viridiplantae, Streptophyta, Magnoliopsida, Gentianales, Rubiaceae. The transcript has a single exon. The record is from RefSeq and is a predicted model, not a curated record. Gene Ontology annotation, molecular function: transcription coactivator activity. Gene Ontology annotation, biological process: transcription by RNA polymerase II. Gene Ontology annotation, cellular component: nucleus. Bases 1 to 771 code for a protein of 256 amino acids.
AUGUCCAAGAAGAAGUCAGCAAACGCCAAAGCUGAAGCGGCCAAGGCUCGAAAGAGCGCAGCAGAAGCCAACAAGGAAAAGCUCAAGGCUCUCGAAAAAGAAGACCAGGAAUGGCGUGAAGCCGAGGGUUCCAAGUCCCGGGCGGCCCAGAAGCGGGAGGCGGCUGCCCAGAAGCAAGUAGAAGCCGCAGCUCGAAAAGCUGAGACUCGUAGAUUAGCCCAGUUGGAGGAUAACUCGCUUGAGAAUUCGCUGAAGAAGCCUGCUCAGAAGAAGGUGACCCAAUCAGAGCUGCGGUUAAAGAAGGAGGAGCAGUUUGCUACGGUUCAGCGGAAAGCAGAGGAGGAGAAGCUGAAGCGAAGCCGGGUUACAGUGAAGAAUGAGUAUGAGAAGAUGAUUCUGGUUUUGAACACGAAUCGGGAGCAUGAUGAUUCGGUUCUUGAAGCAAGUACAGUUGAUGAUGCCAUUGCACAGUUAACGACUUUGAAGGAGGAUAAUCUGCCGGUUGUGAUCAAGAAUAAGCAGCAUCUUGAGAGGAAAAGUAAGGUCUGUGCUGAACAGGGGAAGAAGAGAAAUUCGAUUUUGGGGCUGGGAAUAGAUGAUGAAGAAAGAUCUCUGUUGAAGGGUGUUCGGCGAAUCAAUUUGGAUAGAUCGAGUCUGGAUUACUAUGAAGAUUACUCCACUGAGGAUGGGCAGGAAUUUGAAGAAGAAGAAGAUUUCUAUGAAGACGAUGAAUAUCAAGAGUAUGAGGAAAAAUAUUACAAUAAAUAUUAA